CAUCUGCUCUUCCUCUCUCCACGGUCUCCACUUACCAACAACAACACCCGAGUUCUAACCUCAUCGCCCGGAAGUACGCGUCCCUAACUCCCUCGUGGCAAUUCUAGGCCGACACUUCUCUCUCUCUCUCUCUCUCUCUCUCUCUCUCUUGACAUCACCUUUCGCAGAAUCAAAUGAUCGCCUUCUGCUGUUACGCUUUAUAAUACCCCACAUAUUUAUUCUCCCUUGCCUUCUCUGUUUCUUGCAACGAACUAUUUAUUCCGGUCAAGGGGGUGUCGGCGGUGUUCAACUUCAACCUCCUAAAAUCUCUGUCCUCCCUUCCUUUUACCCCUCCCCACUAUUGUUUUUUCCCUCUUAUUACAGUCUUCUUCUGUACUCUCUGGUUCUGGUUGUUUCUCUGUUUGGGUAUGGGUGAUAGUUGAUGAUCCAUGCAUAGUAGUAAGCUGCUGGUGCUAAUUAGCGACGUCAGGAUUUGGUGAAAUCAUGGACCAGAAGACAUGGCUUUGGGGGAAAAAAACAUCAGAGAAGACAAUUGUUGUAAGUGACAAAGCCAACCUCUUGUCAAAAGGAAAAGAUGAGGAGGCACGUGUGACAGAUAAAGAAGUAGAUCUAGAAAGAUCUGUAAAAGAUCUGAAUGAGAAGCUUUCAUCUGCCCUCUCUGAGUGUAAUGCAAAAGAUGAUCUUGUCACAAAGCAUGCAAAAGCUGUAGCAGAAGCCAUUGCAGGCUGGGAGAAGGCAGAAGCAGAAGCAUUUUCUCUCAGGAAAGAACUGGAUGAAGCUUUACAGCAGAGGAUGGCUACAGAAGAAAGGUUAGCUCACUUGGAUGGAGCUUUGAAGGAAUGCAUGCAGCAGCUACGAUUUGUUCGAGAAGAACAGGAGAAAAGGAUUCAUGAUGCUAUAACAAAGACAACAAAAGAAUUUGAAAAAACACGGAUAACUUUAGAGGAGAAGUUAGCUGAAACAAGUAAAAGGGUUACCAUGUUAGGUGCUGAGAAUACUCAGUUGAGUAAGGCCCUCCUGGGAAAGGAGAAGUUCAUUGAUGACUUGAGUGCAAGCAAGGCUCAGGUAGAAGCUGAUUUUAAUGCACUAAUGGCUAGAUUAAAUUCUAUUGAGAAGGAUAAUUCUUCUCUCAAAUAUGAGGUCCGCAUGCUUGAGAAAGAAGUUGAGAUCCGGAAUGAGGAGAGGGAAUUCAACCGUCAAUCAGCUGAUGCAUCACACAAGCAACACUUGGAGAGUGUGAAGAAGAUUGCAAAAUUAGAAACGGAAUGUCAUAGAUUGCGGCUCUUGGUUCGAAAGAGAUUGCCAGGUCCAGCUGCUUUGGCUAAAAUGAAAAAUGAAGUUGAGAUGCUUGGAAAGGAUCCAACUGAUUUCAGGAGAAGAAAGUCAGGUUCUUCAGUGGCAGCUCAAACAAUGGACUUUGUGCAAGACAAUACUCCUGAAACUCCUACUAAAAGGAUCAAUUUCUUAAUUGAACAGUUAUGUGGCAUGGAAGAAGAAAAUAAGAUUCUCAAAGAAUCUUUAAGCAAGAAAGAGAGCGAACUCCAAUCCUCAAGGAUCAUGGGUGCACGAACAGUCUUUAAGUUAUCACAAGUUGAGGCUCAACUUGGAGUAUUGAUGAAAGGUCAUAAAGCCAUGGAGUUGGCAAGGAGUAGUCCUAGAUCAAAUAGACUCUCCCUUGAGUCAGUAUCUGGUGCUGGCAAUGAAGAUGAAUUAAGCUGUGCUGAAUCAUGGGCUUCUGCUUUGAUCUCAGAAUUGGAAAACUUCAGAAAUGGAAAGCCAAAGACACCAUUGUCAUGUAAAUCUAUAGGAAUUUCAGACUUCAGUCUGAUGGAUGACUUUGUUGAGAUGGAAAAAUUGGCAAUUGUUUCUAUGGAUACGCCUUAUGAAAGUUCCCUUCUUUCUUCAGAUGAAAGUAGUGCACUUGUGGAACCCUUAGAAACUGAAUCAGGUAUUUAUCCUUCAGAUACUACCGGUAAGGAACUAGUUCCAGUCAUGGAUAGUCAUUCAGGCUCUGGUCACAUAAAUCAAAAAAUCCAAUCAAAGGAUGUAUUAAUUGGAAAAUAUCCUCAUUGGCUUCAGGAUAUCCUCAAGGUAGUCUUGGAGCAAAGCCAGGUUACACAGAGAAGCCUUAGUGAGAUUCUUGAGGAAGUUAAAAUUGCUUUGAUAAAUGUGAGUCAUACAAACAAUGGUGAAGUUGUUGAUGCAGGAAAAAACUUGAGCAAUGCAGUAGCAUCAGAUCACCUACAUGUUAGUGCCUCUCCACCAGUGCAUUCAUUUGAUGGACCAUAUGGAAUGAGCAAGUUAUCAAAGGAGGUCACCAACCACCAGCUUCAAUCAAAUCUUAACAAGUCAAUCUCUAGACUUAUUGAACUUAUUGAAGGGAUUAACCAACCUUCUUUAAUGGAUUAUGGUACCCCUCAGAUCUUAACAGAAAAUGAUGGGAAUUCUUUGCCAUAUAAGAAUCCAGCAACACCUACAGGCUACAUAGUUCGUCUCUUUCAAUGGAAAAGUUCUGAACUUGGUGUUGUUCUGCAGCAGUUUGUCCACACUUGUAAUGAUCUGUUGAAUGGAAAAAUUAGUCUUGAGAAUUUUGCCGGAGAAUUAACUUCAGCUUUCGAGUGGGUGACAAGCCACUGUUUCUCCCUUCAAGAUGUUUCAAGCAUGAGGGAUACAAUUAGGAAAAAUUUUGAUUGGGAUGAUACCCGAAGUGAAAUUGAAAAUGAAGUUACUCUGAACGGUUCACUUCCAGAAGCAGAUAAAUCCCAUUCAUCUGAAGAACAUCUAUCAAAUGGCCACAGUAAUUUAUCCCAAAUGGAAAAAAUUCAGGGUGUUCUCAAAGAAGAAAAUAGGAGAUUAAAGGAUGAACUGAAGGACAUGGAGUCUGCAAAGAAAGAUUUGGAAGGGAGGCUCCAGUCAGCAACUGAUAAGAGUGAAUCCUUGAUAACUCAACUUCAGGAAUCAGAAAAAAACAUUGCAAGUUUACAAACGCAACUAGAAAUCCUAAAAGAAUCAAAAGGGAUUAUAGAGGAUCAAAUCGAAAAUCACAAGUUACUUAAUGAAGAUCUUGAUACCCAGCUUACAGUUGCCAGAGUUGAACUAAAAGAGGCUCUCCAGAAGCUCUCUUCUCUGGAAGCAGCGCUUGAGGAUAAAAGCAACUGUUGUGAAGAACUAGAAGUAACUUGUCUUGAAUUGCAACUCCAGCUAGAAAGUUUAACAAAGAAGGAAUUUCCAAAUCCUGAUCCAGAUCAAGAGAAAAAGCAUCUUCGAACUGACUGGGAGAUCGCAGCUGCUUCGGAAAAGUUGGCAGAAUGCCAGGAAACCAUCUUAAACCUGGGGAAACAAUUGAAAGCAUUAGCUUCGCCUAGGGAGGCAGCUCUAUUUGACAAAGUUAUCCCCUCCCCUGCCACCGCCUCCAACAACAAGAACAUCAACACGAACCAUCGUUCCUCCCUACUUGAUCAGAUGUUAGCUGAGGAUGAUGCUGCCAAGUCUCCCAAAACCAAAGAAAUCAUAUGCACUAUGGAUCCACAGAAACAUCCUAGCCCACCUUCCGAUUCCUUCCAUGGUCCCAUAGUCCCAGUGAAAUCUCCAGAGAAGGCUCUGGAUUCAAAGAAAUCAAAGCAAAAAAAUGAGACCACCACAGUUGAAACUCUUGCUAUUGUGCCGAUUAAGAAACGUGGAGGUGGUGCAGGUUUUCUGAGAAAACUACUAUUAAGAAAGAAGAUGGGUAACAGCAAGAAGACAUCUCUCACUGUUAUUACAUGAUAACAAUUAAUUGGUGACAACAACAGUAGUUUCCACUUAGCAGGGUUUGGUUUUAUUAACUUUUGGUGUUUGAUUACAGCUUUGGAGUUUGGACUUUGGGAUUGGAAAUACUGAAAGGUUAGAGAGAGAGAGAGAGUUUCAUAAUGUUUGUCAUUUUGCGUUGUUGGAUUCCCGUUGUAUAUAUUUUGGGUUAGGGGCCAAGACGCUUGAGUAUUGAAUCUAUUCACAAAAUAGUAUAUGAUUGAGAGGAGAGGGCUGUAUACGCUGCAGCCUACUUAAAUGCGAUUCACGUCUUUGUUGAUAA
This is a messenger RNA of Nelumbo nucifera (sacred lotus), 4069 nucleotides long. RefSeq names its product filament-like plant protein 7. NCBI's taxonomy places the organism in Eukaryota, Viridiplantae, Streptophyta, Magnoliopsida, Proteales, Nelumbonaceae. The record is from RefSeq and is a predicted model, not a curated record.